AUCGCAUCCCUCCUGAGCUCCCCCGUCAUCACGGCGCCGAGCCUCAUCGACACCAAGCACUCUCUGAGACGACCACCAUCCCUGACACGUCGACGAGGACGUCAAAGCUAGCCUCACAACGUUGCUAGCUGCCCUCAAUACGACUGCUUGACCACGACAACCAACCCCCUCACGACUAACGACUAACGCACAUCCAUCCACCAUGGCGCCGCCAACCACCGAACAGAACUUCCGUGCCAACCUAUCGCAAUUCAGAUGGGCGCGCAGCGCCAAUGACGACUCUGCGCAAGCCGCACAACCGCAGGCGGCAGCGAACCCGUUCUCGCGGUUCUACCAGACGAUCGCGAGCGACUACAUCCCGCUACGCUCGAGCGAGCGGUCAAAUGAGGACGAGGCGUGGUUCGCGCUGUCGCGGUGGGAGAGAUUACUAGGAUUUGGUGGCUGCUUGAUCGGUGCGGCAGUCUGCUUCUUUGUAUCUUUCAUGACCUUGCCAUUGUUGGCCGUAAGACCAGCGAAGUUCGCCCUCGCUUUCAGCUUGGGAUCCGUCCUUGUGAUGUUUGGGUUCUCCGUCCUCAUCGGUCCUAUAAACCACAUCAAGCACCUCAUUUCAACCGAGCGCCUCCCCUUCUCCCUCGUCUACUUUGGCAGUCUCGGCCUCACAUUGUACUUUUCGUUGGGGGCCCAUUCCUACAUCGGCUCGCUCGUCAGCGCGAUCAUACAAGUCGUCGCGCUCGUCUCCUACGUGCUCGCCUACUUCCCCGGUGGUACGCAAACGCUACGGAUGGGUGGCUCACUUGCGUUGAGGGGCGCGGGAAGCUUGUUGCCGAGGUGAUGGAUGUCAACAAGGCAACGAUGGAGGCGCUGCUAUGGACGAGGAGGCGCACGCGAAGGAGGAAAAUGCUCUGCGGGAAGGGGAAGGGCACGUACCUACCCUUCAAGGCACAAGCUUUGGCUAAGUUUUCCCAGCACCUCAGACGACGUGGAGAUUCGCCCAUUGACGAUGUGUUGCUUAUUCUGAGUGUACAUUCAUUGCAAACUGGACGGAAGUGCUGGUCAUAUAUAUUUUUAUGCACGGUUCUCAUGUCAGUUCACGAUAGUCAGAUGCUGCACCUCGAGGUCCGAAUUUUCAUCUCCUUAUCGCUUACGCCUUGCAGAUUCUAUUUUGGUCGAGCACGGGCAGCGCAGUGAAC
Molecule: messenger RNA, 1190 nt
Organism: Schizophyllum commune H4-8
Lineage: Eukaryota; Fungi; Basidiomycota; Agaricomycetes; Agaricales; Schizophyllaceae
Product: SFT2-domain-containing protein
Exons: 6
Coding region: 203-832 (209 amino acids)
Biological process (GO): vesicle-mediated transport
Cellular component (GO): membrane
Source: RefSeq, a predicted model, not a curated record